AAUACUGUCAGUAUUAUGUUAUUGAACAUCCAACAUGACAAGCUAGUUAGGAAUGUUAUUCUAAAAUUAUGAAAUCAAAAGUUUUGGCACAUAAAUUAUUCUUGAAUUCACCCUUAGUUUUAGUAUGUAAGCUCGGUAAAAAUUUGAGCAACAAGCCGUCUAAAUUAUCAGCGCUCCAACAGCUGAAAGAGGUGACAACUAUUGUCGCCGAUACAGGCGACUUUGGGGCCAUAAAUGUUUAUAAGCCCACAGAUGCGACAACGAACCCAUCUUUAGUACUAAAUGCCUCAAAAAUGGAUCGGUAUAAGCCUCUAGUGCUGAAAGCGGUCGAAUAUGGUAAAUGUGUUGAUGGAGAUCAGGAACGUCGUUUGGCGGAGGCUAUGGAUUAUUUGUCUGUCUUAUUUGGAUGCGAAAUUUUGAAAAUAGUGCCUGGUAAGGUGUCCACGGAAAUUGAUGCCCGUCUGUCGUUCGAUACGGCACAGAGUGUGGAUAGGGCAUUGAAACUGAUUUCCUUAUAUAAAACUUUUGACGUAUGCAAGGAACGUAUUCUCAUCAAACUAGCCGCCACGUGGGAGGGCAUCAGGGCAGCCGAAAUCUUGGAGAAGGAACAUUCCGUUGGCUGUAAUCUAACGCUUAUUUUCUGCAUAGCCCAGGCUGUAGCCUGUGCCGAGGCUGGCGUAACGUUGAUCUCUCCAUUUGUGGGCCGUAUUUUAGAUUGGCACAUUGCGAAUACUAAAACUAAGAAAUACGAGCCCAAUGAUGAUCCGGGAGUUAUAUCCGUACGUAAUAUUUAUAACUAUUAUAAGAAAUUUGAUUACAAGACUCUGAUUAUGGGCGCUUCGUUUCGAAAUGCGGGCGAAAUCAAAGCUUUAGCUGGCUGUGAUCUGCUGACCAUUAGUCCAGCAUUGCUCAAUGAAUUGGAAAAUGAUCAAUGCAAGUUGCCCGUCCAACUAUGUAAAGCGGCUGCCAAAGUAGGAAAUUUUAAGAAAGUCUGUGUUAAUGAGAAGCAGUUCAGAUGGUUAAUGAACGAAGAUGCCAUGGCCACGGACUUGUUAUCAGUUGGUAUACGAAAGUUUACAUUGGAUACGGUGAAACUAGAAAAGUUAAUAAAAUCGCUGAUGUGAUGUAAUAAUAUUUGA
Drosophila hydei is the source of this 1139-nucleotide messenger RNA. Its product is annotated as probable transaldolase. The record is from RefSeq and is a predicted model, not a curated record. The transcript has a single exon. Gene Ontology annotation, biological process: carbohydrate metabolic process; pentose-phosphate shunt, non-oxidative branch; pentose-phosphate shunt. Gene Ontology annotation, cellular component: intracellular anatomical structure; cytoplasm. Gene Ontology annotation, molecular function: transaldolase activity. Lineage: Eukaryota; Metazoa; Arthropoda; Insecta; Diptera; Drosophilidae. Bases 69 to 1124 code for a protein of 351 amino acids.